UGGUCUACCUGCCUUUGUCCAGGUAAAGAAAGAAGAGCCUUGAGGACUGGCCACAGCCUAGCCAGGCUGAAGAAAUGUCAACAAUUGGGAGUUUUGAAGGAUUCCAGCCGGUGUCUCUGAAGCAAGAGGGAGAUGACCAGCCCUCUGAAGCUGAUCACCUGUCCAUGGAGGAGGGAGAUCAAGACAAGACCCCUGUAUGGAGGGAAAUCUCAAGACAGUCAAGUGUGACUAAAUCAACACUUUGCCCCAAUCCUUAUCACCAGCCUUAUGUCUCACGGAAGUACUUCGUUACAAGGCCAGGGGCCAUUGAGACUGCCCUGGAGGACUUGAAAGGCCACAUAGCUGAGACUUAUGGAGAGACCAUUCAAGGCUUCUGGCUCCUGACAGAGAUAGACCACUGGAACAAUGAGAAGGAGAAAAUUCUGCUGGUCACAGACAAGACACUCUUGAUCUGCAAAUAUGACUUCAUCAUGCUCAGCUGUGUGCAGGUGCAGCGGGUUCCCCUGAGUGCUGUAUAUCGUAUUUGCCUGGGCAAGUUUGUCUUCCCUGCCAUUUCACUGGAUAAGAGACCUGGAGAGGGUCUUAGGAUCUACUGGGGGAGUCCAGAGGAGCAGUCCCUAUUGUCCCGCUGGAACCCAUGGUCCACUGAAGUUCCUUAUGCUACCUUCACUGAACACCCUAUGAAAUACACCAGUGAGAAGUUCCUCGAAAUUUGCAAGUUGUCUGGGUUCACAACGAAGCUUGUUUCAGCUAUCCAGAAUGCCCAUAAGAAUUCUGCUGGAUCUGGAAGAGAAAAAGGACUGAUGGUGUUAACCCAACCCAUUAUGAUUGAGACCUACACAGGGCUGAUGUCAUUUAUUGGAAAUCGCAACAAACUUGGCUAUUCUCUUGCCCGUGGGAGUGUUGGUUUUUGAGACUCUUUUUGGUACAUUAUCCAUAGAUAUGCCAUUAUUGAAGAUUUUGCUUCAGUCCACUGUAUUUUUGGA
Molecule: messenger RNA, 986 nt
Organism: Marmota flaviventris (yellow-bellied marmot)
Lineage: Eukaryota; Metazoa; Chordata; Mammalia; Rodentia; Sciuridae
Source: RefSeq, a predicted model, not a curated record